Salvelinus namaycush (lake trout) is the source of this 1167-nucleotide messenger RNA. RefSeq names its product centromere protein H (gene cenph). Gene Ontology annotation, molecular function: kinetochore binding. Gene Ontology annotation, biological process: mitotic spindle organization; chromosome segregation; kinetochore assembly. Gene Ontology annotation, cellular component: nucleus; kinetochore. The coding region runs from base 313 to 1038 and encodes 241 amino acids. Lineage: Eukaryota; Metazoa; Chordata; Actinopteri; Salmoniformes; Salmonidae. The record is from RefSeq and is a predicted model, not a curated record. The transcript has 10 exons.
GUUGAAAACAAUUCGCAGUUCCUAAAAAGUACCAGAGAGCAUUUGUCAUGUGAAAAUAACCAAGUCCACUGUAUGGAAACCAUAGGUUGAGAACAACGGUAUGGAUGGGAUGUGAUGCGAAUGUGAGCUGCCAAAAAGCUAACGGGUCACCGGCGGAUAACACCGUCACAUUCAGAGUCAAAUACAGAAGAAAACAUUAUCUAUGUACGGACUCCAAACCCUUCAGAAUUUCUUACCUUUGUAUAGAUGCAGUCAGCUGAAAAUAGGCUUUACUAUUCGAAAAAACAGUAAACGUUCAGGCAAUAAUUGAACAUGGAGCCCUUGGAUAGACUGGAGAACCUUGCCUCAAGUCUUGAGACCGUGGCAUCGAAUGGUUUUCAGGCUACUACGGCUGACAAUGGACAGAAGGACAGCUCACCUGCAGAGAUACUAAGGAUGAAAGAACAGAUGUCAAAUCAAUGUUUUGAGAUGGCAGUGAAGCUCCAAGCAGGAAAAAGCAAAAGAUCUUCUUGCAGUGCAUCUGAUGCUGAGAAAGACUUGCUGGAUUAUGCAAAUACUUUGGAGGAAGCAAAAAUCAUUCAUUUUAACAAGACAUUGGCCUUACACAGGAUGCAGGUGUGGCAUGCCAUCUCUGAGAAGCUGAAACAGAGUGAUCCAGAGGCUGUAGCAAUGAGGGGACUGACCAGUUGUAGCCUAGACCUUUGUUCAAAGAUAAAGACACUUCAGCAGGAAUCAUGUGAACUGCAGGACCAAAUCACAGAUGUUAAAAAGCAGAGGCUAGAUCUAAAGCGUCUCACUCAUGAGAAGAUGAAGGAGAUGGAUGAACUGAAGAGGAAGAGGGAGCACCCAGAGGCAGAGAAGUACAGAAAUGUCCUGCAGAAAGGCCAGUCUCACCUGGAAAAGUACCAGAAGAUGGCCACCAUCACACAGAAUGUCCUGCGGGGGAUCAUCAUUGCCAGUAAAGUGAACUGGAGAGACGACCCCAAAUUGAGAGACAUCGCCAUGACGCUGGAGGACAUUCCCAUCUCUGAGGAAUGAGCUUUCCGCAUGGAAGGGAAACAUUUCUGUGACAUUGCUUAAAUGUAUAAACCAUUAGUUGUUUUUACAAUAAAAAGCAUAUUUGUAUUGACCAUGUGUUUUUAUGAAUAAAACUGCUGUUCACCAGUU